Rasamsonia emersonii CBS 393.64 is the source of this 1920-nucleotide messenger RNA. Its product is annotated as MFS drug transporter. NCBI's taxonomy places the organism in Eukaryota, Fungi, Ascomycota, Eurotiomycetes, Eurotiales, Trichocomaceae. Gene Ontology annotation, biological process: transmembrane transport. The coding region runs from base 1 to 1920 and encodes 639 amino acids. The transcript is spliced from 9 exons. The record is from RefSeq and is a predicted model, not a curated record. Gene Ontology annotation, molecular function: transmembrane transporter activity.
AUGCCAGACCAGCAGCCUGCCCUUGCUACCUCGGCGGUUGAUUCCAAUCUCGAAAAGGCACAGAAUGCCAUCCCUACUCCAUCUACAGAGACAGCUGUCAAAAAGACAAGCAAUGACAACGACACGAAGGAUAAGCAAAAUGCUUCGGAAAAGAAAUCCCCCCACGUCUUCAACGAGCAGACAAACUACGUCCCCAAACGCGUCAUCAUCACUCGCGCUGACGACGUAGAUAUUUCUCGCCUGCGCCUCGGUCGACCUCCUAGCCUUGAUGGAUCAGACGACACUCGCGGCGAGCCUGUCAAUUAUCAGCAAUGCCCUGCAGGCAACGGAUCAGGCGGCCUGGAUUGCGGGGGGUUAUUUUGUACUAGUACCUCCACCUCCUUCCAACUCCUCUACGGCCGCCUCUCAGACAUCUGGUCGCGCAAGGUGAUCCUCUUCAUCGGCCUGGGCAUCUUCUUCGUCGGCUCGCUUGCCUCCUCACUGGCCAACACCGCCACCCAGCUGAUCGUCUUCCGUGCGUUUACCGGCGUCGGCGGCGGCGGCCUGAUGAACGUCGCCCAGAUGAUCGUCAGCGAUGUCGUCCCCCUGCGCGAGCGCGGCAAGUACCAGGGGAUAUUAGGGUCUGUGGUCGCGCUGGCCAACGGCAUCGGGCCUGUCAUCGGCGGCGCGUUGGCCUCACGGUCCGCGAACUCCUGGCGGUGGAUCUUCAGACUCAAUAUGCCGAUGACAGGCUUGACGACGCUGUGCUGCUUCUUCUUCAUGCCGCUGCGCAAGGUCGAGGGCGACUGGCGGAUCAAGCUCAAGGCGAUCGACUUUGUCGGCUGUCUGCUCGCUCUGGGAGGGACGUCCGUCCUCCUGCUGGGCCUGACCUGGGGCGGCGGCGAGUACGCGUGGGAUUCGAGCCAUGUCAUCGCGACGCUGGUCGUGGGAUGCGUCGUGUGCGGGCUGUUUGUGCUGUGGCAGUGGAAGGGCACGUCGACGCCGGUGGUGCCGCUGCACAUCUUCAAGGCGCGCAUCGUCAACGGCGCCUGUCUGACCAUGUUCAUCAACGGGUGGAACUUCCUAGUGCAGGUGUAUUACAUUCCGACCUUCUAUCAGCUGGUGUACGGCUAUUCGGCCGUCAAGGCGGGGGCGCUGCUGCUGCCGAUCAUAUUGAUACAGACCCUGAGUAGCACGCUCUCCGGUCUGGUCGUCCACUGGGUCAGUCGCUACCGCGAAUGCAUUUUGCUAGGAUGGGCCGUGUGGGCGGUUGGACUGGGCCUGUACUCGACGCUGGAUCCGUCGUCCGGACUGGGGAAGCAGAUUGGCUAUGGGAUUCUGACUGGUGUGGGAGUGGGCAAUACAUUGCAGCCGGCUCUGAUUGCCGUCCAAGCGGGCGUGGAAAGACGGGACAUGGCGGUCGUUACGUCGUUCAGGAACUUCAUCCGCAAUCUGGGCGGAACCCUUGGUCUGGCUGUGUCAGGGACAAUCAUAAACAACCUAGCCCUCUCAUCCCUCUCCAACACAAACACCAAUCUCACCCUAACCACAUCUCAGAUCCAAACCCUCCUGACCAGCCCGCAAACCUACCUCUCCACGCUUCCCCCAGAAGAAGCGACAGCAAUCCGCACGGUGCUGAUGCCGGCGUACCAGCGCGGAUUCCGCAUCGUCUUCAUCAUCGGCGCCAGCCUGGCUGCGCUGGCAUUCUUCCUGGCCGUGGCGUUGAUGCCGCAGGUGGAGCUGAACCGGGCGGAUGACGAGAAGUUGAAGGAGGAGGGGAAGAGACGGGCUUUGGAGAGGAGUCGUCGGCGUAAGCGUGGGAAGGUGCAAAACAUUCUUCUUAGGUUAUGUAUCUACCUAAUGUGUUUUACCGGCAAACCUCGGCAGAAGGACUGGGAGGGCGAAGGCGAUAUGGUCGCUACAACCAAUAUAUCUAUAUAA